GCGGAAAACAGCGUCUGCUUCCUGUCACUUCUGCCACUGCAGGAGUAAACAAACUACAUGAGCAAAUAUGAUCAUAAGAAGCAUCCUCCUUCUUCUUCUAUGGUGCACUGAUAUCACACAUGGAAACCUGGAUGCAGUUCAGCUCAACCUGGACCAACCUUUGGUGCAGCAAAAGAUCAACGAAAUUGCAAAACUGCAAUGCUGUUUUAUGGUCAAGUUUGAGUUGGAGCCCAUCUGGGUCGUUACCACGCGUAACGGCAGCUGCCGCUCCCACUUCAUAACAAAGCCAGUCGGCCUUAACGACAGGGUGAAGAGAAGCAAAGGCAACGCAACGACGGAGGGGCUAACGUGUCACAUGCUGGAGUUUGGAAAGGUGUACGUGAGUGACAUGGGGCUGUACCAGUGCCUUCUCAACCACACCCAACUGCAAUGCCCCGCCUUCACCCACGGAACAUACCUGCAAGUCUACAAGCCCAUGCGCAGGUUCCUGAACAUCGGCGAGUCAACCAAGAACAGCAUCCUCCUGUCAGAGGCCAUUCUGCUCCUCCUGUGUGUGCUAGUGCCCGGAAUACCGCUUCUGUUCAAGAAAAAGAAACUCCAUCAGCAUGGAAAAAAGAAUAAGGGAGAGGAAGAGAACAUUUAUGAGGGGCUGAACCUGGAGGACUUGGACUCCACGUACCACCAGAUCCAGCGCUCCCAAGUGCACUCCCCCUACCAGGAUGUGGACACACUGGCCCAAGACAUUCAGUUGGAGAAGCCCUAGAGGGAGUUAGAGAUGUUCGAGGGAAGAUGACCAGUCAGAGGUGCACAGUCUGGCUCCGAAACAUUUUGUAGCAUUCAUGUAACUCAGAGAGAAAGAGAAAUGAAUAGUUCGCUUUUUAUCGCUAAUUAUCUUGAGCAGAAAAAAUGGUUUGUUGCCGAUUUCAUACAGAUUUUAUGAGCUAGAUUUGCUGCCGAAGCCCCCUGCUAAGACUCCUGUUUGGCAAAUGUAAUUCAAUAAUUGUAUCAUUUAGAAAUGCUGUGACUGUGAUUUUGUACCAAUAAAGUUGUUUCAACAGAAAA
Molecule: messenger RNA, 1062 nt
Organism: Conger conger (European conger)
Lineage: Eukaryota; Metazoa; Chordata; Actinopteri; Anguilliformes; Congridae
Gene: cd79a
Product: CD79a molecule, immunoglobulin-associated alpha
Exons: 5
Coding region: 68-763 (231 amino acids)
Biological process (GO): B cell receptor signaling pathway; B cell differentiation
Cellular component (GO): external side of plasma membrane; B cell receptor complex
Source: RefSeq, a predicted model, not a curated record